AUGUUAUUGAUUGCGACUUUUCUUGUUUUCCUUGCUGGUAGUGUACAUGGCCAAUAUCAACUGAUCUAUCGUGAUGGUGCUAAACUCUGUUCACAAUGGAUAUUAACCACCGGUGGACAAAUGUCGCUAUCAUAUGUAAACAAUCAAGAAUGUGUUGGACAAGUUGGUAUCGAACAGAGCGGUUCACAUAUCCGUCUCUGUUGUCAAGGAAUGGCUACAACUACAGGUUCAUCGGUUUUUCCUCGCGAAUGUGGUAAACAACAAUACCAACCAUCAAAGACUCGUAUUGUCGGAGGAGUACAUGCACAUCCAAAUUCAUGGCCUUGGCAAGUUCGUUUACAACUCGGUGGUGGUCUCUGCGGUGGAACUCUCAUCGAUACAAGACACGUUCUCACAGCAGCUCAUUGCUUUCAAUCACCACUUACCUUAUCAAGAUACUCUGUCUACAUCGGCAUGCACGAUAUCAAUCAACCAGUCUAUAGUGAACAGAAAAUGGCUGUUGAACGAGUUUUUAUUCAUGAACAAUACAAUACAAACACUCAAGAGAAUGAUAUUGCUAUUAUUCGUCUUGCGACACCUGUCACAAUUUCAGACAAAGUGAACGUUAUCUGUUUACCGGGUCCUGAAGCUACCGUUACUAAUGCUACAGUUUGGGUUGCUGGCUGGGGUACAACAUCGUUUCAAGGUUCAACAAGUCCAGUUUUGAAACAAACAUCACUACACACAAUGCCAAAUCGAUGCGGACAAAUCUAUGCUAACUUUAAUACUCAAAAGCAAAUGUGUGCUGGUGCUUAUGGUGGUGGUCGCGAUACAUGUCAAGGAGACUCUGGUGGUCCAUUGAUGUACGAAUCAAAUGGUCAAUGGUUUGUGAAUGGUGUUGUUAGUUAUGGUUAUCAAUGUGCAGUCAACGGUUAUCCUGGUGUCUACGCUCGUGUUAGUUACUAUCUUCCAUGGAUCCGAAACAAAUUAGCUACGGCUUGA
Messenger RNA from Adineta ricciae, 981 nucleotides. The record is from the annotation of a GenBank genome assembly. NCBI's taxonomy places the organism in Eukaryota, Metazoa, Rotifera, Eurotatoria, Adinetida, Adinetidae.